This is a messenger RNA of Hevea brasiliensis (rubber tree), 3585 nucleotides long. RefSeq names its product pentatricopeptide repeat-containing protein At1g52620. Bases 357 to 2825 code for a protein of 822 amino acids. The transcript has 2 exons. The record is from RefSeq and is a predicted model, not a curated record. Lineage: Eukaryota; Viridiplantae; Streptophyta; Magnoliopsida; Malpighiales; Euphorbiaceae. Gene Ontology annotation, molecular function: protein binding.
CAUUCAAUUGGCUUUUGUUUAGUAUUGAAAUCUUACUAAAAUUUAGAUUUUUUUUUUAAAGCAAUUUCGAUCAAUUUUAUUUUCCUCUGAUUUGCUUUUCAAAAAUGGGAAUUUAGGGACAAAUUUCGAAACUGGACGGAGAUCGAUUAUUCUAACCAAUUCAGGAACCAAGGUUUAUGCCCUGCAUUUGAAGAUGGGCAUCGCUUUAAGCAAAACUACAUUCAAAUUUGGCUCCAUUUUGCUGUUGAAGAGAAGCCCUAUGCAGUCUGGCAAGAACAAAGGCUAAUACUUCAAAUCCCAAAUGGUUAAAGCCCUGAAAAAACCUUCAUAUACUCUCCCCCUUGCAUCACUUUAUCAUGUCUAAAAGUCUUCUCUCUCGCAUCAAACCUCUUCAUCACCCAAAACCCAAUUCUUCUUCUCGUAUUCCCUUCACACCCCAUGUUAAAAAUCUCGUCAGAGACACCAUCCAAAUUAUCAAAACCGACCCACUAUGGCAAGAAUCUCUAAGGACCCAUUUUGCGGAGGCAGGAACUCAUGUUUCAGAGAUUGCAAACUUUGUGUUUGAUCAAAUUCGAGACCCGGAAUUGGGUAUAAAGUUCUUUGAAUGGGCCUCAAAGCAAUCAGAUUGCAGCAAUUCCUUAGAUGGAUUUGCUUGUUCUUCACUUUUGAAGCUCUUAGCGAGAUGCAGAGUGUUUGUAGAGAUUGAGAAUUUGUUGAAGACAAUGAAAGCUAUGGAUUUAGUGCCUACAUGUGAAGCUUUGAGUAAUGUUAUUUGCAUGUAUGCAGAUUGUGGGUUGGUUGAUAGGGCUCUUGAUUGGUACCAUACUGCUGUUAAUGUCCAUAAUUGUGCCCCCGAUGGUUUUACUUGCAAUGCCUUGCUUAAUUUCCUGGUAAAAAAUAGAAAGGUUGAAAUUGCACGUAAACUAUAUGAUGAAAUGGUCCAUAGAGAUGGUGGUACUGAUAAUUAUACAGUUUGUAUAAUGGUAACAGGCUUGUGUAAAGAAGGGAAGGUUGAGGAGGGUAGGAAGUUGAUUGAGGAGAGGUGGGGAAAGGGGUGUGUGCCAAAUAUUGUGUUUUAUAACACGCUAAUUGAUGGAUAUUGCAAGAAAGGAGACAUUGACAGAGCUAAUGUGCUUCUCAAGGAGUUAAAGAUGAAGGGGUUUUUACCGACAGUGAAGACUUAUGGCACUAUAAUUAAUGGGUUAUGUAAGAAAGGUAAGUUUGAGGCAGUUGAUAGGGUUUUGCUAGAAAUGAAGGAGAGGAGUUUGACUGUUAGUGUUCAAAUUUAUAAUAGCAUUAUUGAUGCUCAAUUUAAGCAUGGUUGUAAAAUUGAAGCAGCAGAGACUUUAAAAUGGAUGAUUGAGAGUACUUGUGUGCCUGAUAUGGCAACGUAUAAUACUUUGAUUAGCAGUUCAUGUAGCUAUGGAAAAGUUCAUGAAGCUGAACAACUUCUAGAACAGGCAAAAAAGAGGGGAUUGUUGCCAAAUAAAUUUAGUUAUACUCCUCUUAUACAUGUGUGUUGCAAACAAGGGGAAUAUGUUAGGGCCUCAGAUUUGCUUAUUGAGAUGUCAGAAAGAGGACAUGCACCUGAUUUGGUUACUUAUGGAGCGCUUGUCCAUGGGCUUGUUGCUGCAGGGGAGGCUGAUGCGGCAUUGACAGUUCGAGAGAAAAUGGUGGAGAGGGGAGUAUUACCAGAUGCAAAUAUUUACAAUGUCUUGAUGAGUGGACUUUGCAAGAAAGGGAGGCUACCUGCUGCCAAGCUCCUGCUUGCAGAGAUGCUAGACCAAAAUGUAGCCCCUGAUGCAUUUGUUAAUGCCACUUUGAUUGAUGGAUUUGUAAGACAUGGUGAUCUUGAUGAGGCCAAAAAGCUCUUUGAGCUCACAAUUGAAAAGGGUAUAGAUCCUGGCAUUGUUGGUUAUAAUGCCAUGAUUAAGGGUUAUUGCAAAUCUGGAAGGAUGAACGAUGCACUGCUAUGCUUUAAAAGAAUGAUAGAAGAUGUUCAUUCUCCAGAUCAAUUCACGUAUUCCACAAUCAUAGAUGGGUAUGUAAAGCAGAACAACUUGCAUGGAGCACUGAGAAUAUUUGGGCUGAUGGUGAAAAGGACAUGCAAACCAAAUGUUGUAACUUAUACAUCUCUAAUUAAUGGAUUUUGUCGCAGUGGAGACUUCAAUAUGGCUGAAACAACUUUUGAAGAGAUGCGAUCUUGUGGAUUGGAGCCUAAUGUGGUAACAUACACUAUACUUAUUGGUUGCUUUUGUAAGGAGGGUAAACUUUUAAAAGCUUGCUCCUUUUUUGAACUAAUGUUGAUAAACAAAUGUAUUCCUAAUGAUGUUACCUUCAACUAUCUGAUAAAUGGCUUAACACAUAACACUGGAAUUACAACUUCUGACAAAAUAAUUGAGUCUCAACAGAAUGGGAAUUCUUUAGUCCUGGAAUUUUUUGGAAUGAUGACAUCAGAUGGAUGGGAUCAGAGGACUGCUGCCUAUAAUUCUAUCCUCAUCUGCCUUUGCCAACAUAGAAUGGUGAAAACUGCUUUGCAGUUGCGUGAUAAAAUGAUGAACAAGGGUUUCUCUCCUGAUCCUGUUUCUUUUGUCGCAUUGGUACAUGGUCUUUGCUUGGAAGGAAGAUUGCAUGACUGGAGCAAUGUUAUGCCCUGUAAUUUGAAUGAACAACAACUCCAAAUUGCUGUCAAGUACUCAGAGAAAUUGGAUCAGUUCCUCUUCCAAGGGCAAACUUCUGAGGCCUCACUUAUUUUGCAUACCUUGGUUGACCAGUUUAAACUCCAUAUUCAACAAGCGUAUAAAUUUGAAGUCUCAUCAAGAUAGGGAGGAGAUGAAAAUUUGAUUGGUCAUGCUUUGAACUGAGUUGAUAUUAAACAGAGUCAUGGAGAUAAAUGUCCUGUUCUAGUGAUUCUUCAGAAUGCUUGUUAAUUCCUUGAUGUGGAUCUGCCAGAAAUCCUUUUACAUCCUGUUGGUAUUGGAUUUUACAAACUGUUGUACAUUUGGCCGUUGAAGAUGACAUCAGUCACCAUGGCUGUUUGAUUCAAUUGAAGUACAGUUAAAUACAUUUGUACAGUUGCUGUAACCAUGUUGUGAAACAAAUAAGUUUUGCACCAGGAAGCAAGAUAUUGAAGGGGACAUUGCUUUUGGAGGUAUGCACAAGAAUAUCAUUUUGUCCUUCUUUCACUCAAAUAUACCAAGGGAACCAAGUAAUCCUGCGUAAUUAGUUCUGUAUAGACACGACAUAAUCUUGACACUUAAUUUUCUAACUUGGAUAUUGUUUAACAAAAUGUAACGUGUGCUCCUGUACAGUUGGACUAGACCGUACAAAAAAAGGGCAAUUUCCUUGCUUCUCUCCCUCUCUCUCUCUCUCUGUUUCUUUGAAAGGUAAACUUUGGCAGGAAAAAUGCUCAAUAUUUUGGUUUCUCAGUGGGCCAUUCUUACUGUUGUUUUCUUAAGCAUGUCACCAGUGACCAUUUGUAUUCUAUUUUUGUUUAGACUAAGUUUAUCAUAAUUCAAAACACAAAUGUAUAGAACUUUCAUGUAAAAUAGGUGGGUAGUAUUAUAAAUCGUUUAUCUUUUUCCA